This is a messenger RNA of Medicago truncatula (barrel medic), 1347 nucleotides long. Its product is annotated as protein CHAPERONE-LIKE PROTEIN OF POR1, chloroplastic. Gene Ontology annotation, cellular component: chloroplast membrane. Bases 210 to 1058 code for a protein of 282 amino acids. The record is from RefSeq and is a predicted model, not a curated record. Lineage: Eukaryota; Viridiplantae; Streptophyta; Magnoliopsida; Fabales; Fabaceae. The transcript is spliced from 5 exons.
UAAAUAUGGAAGCAGGGUUUUGGUGUGUGCCCUUUGGAAAGUGUUUAUCCCUUCUUCCCUCUCCAUUCUCCAAAAUCAUGAUGAUUCAAUAACCCAACAACAACACUUUCCCCCUUUUUUUUUCUAACGCCGAAGCCUCAAGUUGUGUUCUCUCUUCUCGCAAAGCAAAAACAGAUAGGGUUUUAUUUCCUGGAGAUUUUUUUAUAACAAUGAUUGUAUCUGGGUUGAGUGGUAGUCUCUCAAGAUGCCCCCAAUUACCUCCUCGUUGCCUUGAAUCACGCCAUGUUCGGGUCAUGUCAUUUUCUGUGGCUGGUAAAUGUAUACAAAGGACAGCGUUUCCCAGUGUGGAAAGAACAAGUUUUUCAUCUCCUAGAUUGAAAUGCAAUAGACGACAAGUUCAAUUGGUCAGAAGUGCCAUGGAUGCUUCAUUUGGUGAUAUGUCAAAUGAUUCUGCCGCUGUUUUCCCAAGAAUUAAUGUGAGCGAUCCAUAUAAACGACUUGGAAUAAGCAAGGAAGCUUCUGAAGAAGAAAUUCAAGCAGCUAGGAACUUCCUGAUUCAGAAAUAUGCAGGGCACAAGCCAAGUGUAGAUUCAAUUGAGUCGGCGCAUGACAAAAUAAUCAUGAAGAAAUUCUACGAGCGCAGAAACCCAAAAAUUGACAUCAACAAAAAAAUUAGGGCAGUCAAUCAAUCCCGAUUCGUUCAGGCUGUCAGAGGCAGAUUUCACACUCCAUCCACCAUAUUCAUUAUAAAAACUUCACUGGCAUUUUUGUUACUUGGUGUUCUGACCGUUCUCUUUCCAACUGAGGAAGGACCAACACUUCAGGUUGCAAUAUCUCUGUUUGUCACUACGUAUUUCGUAUAUGACCGGCUGAAGAGCAGGAUAAGAGCUUUUCUUUAUGGGGUUGGAGCAUUUAUCUUUUCGUGGCUGUUGGGAACCUUCUUGAUGGUGUCAGUAAUUCCUCCCAUUCCUAUAAUUAAGGGACCAAGGGCAUUUGAAGUGAUCACAUCGUUGAUAACAUAUGUUUUAUUAUGGGUUUCAUCGACAUAUCUUAUAUGAAGGCUAAAGCUAUGUAUCUCAAUCUGAAUACUGGGUUUUUAGCAGAAGACUAGUUUUUGUAGCGCAAGUUUACAUAAUGUUAUGCUUUUUUGUUGAAUCAGGAUUUGUUUUUUUUGCUGUAUACAUUUUUGUAUGAGUAUACAUACUGGAAUUUUAGAGGCAUAUAUGCCGUUUUGCUUCCAAAUUUACGUACGUCAGACAUGUCCUUAUUUUGACAUGAGUAUGACCAAAGCUAUUCUAUUCUUGUUGCCUAUACUAUCAUAGUUAUUGACUUGUUUGUUUAUACAAA